Eucalyptus grandis is the source of this 1236-nucleotide messenger RNA. Its product is annotated as UPF0481 protein At3g47200. The record is from RefSeq and is a predicted model, not a curated record. The transcript has a single exon. Bases 1 to 1236 code for a protein of 411 amino acids. NCBI's taxonomy places the organism in Eukaryota, Viridiplantae, Streptophyta, Magnoliopsida, Myrtales, Myrtaceae.
AUGAAUCAGCAGGCAGAAGCAGAUGUAGCAUCUUCAGAGUCCCUGAGGCGAUUGGCGGAGGUAUUGCCGAGGCAUGCCGGCCCUCGCAUCGUCUCUAUUGGCCUGUACCAUCAUGGAGAAUCGCAGUUGGAAAUGAUUCAGGGGCCCAAGUGGAGAUACCUCCAUGCUAUGUUGGGCCGAACUCAACUGCUUGGUGUCCGCCUUGUAAACCUCAUCGAUGUAGUGGCCCCAAAAGAGAGAAUGAUCCGGCAGUGCUACUCGGAGAGCACCGACAAUUUCAGCGGACCUAAUCUUGUGAGAAUGAUGGUCCUCGAUGGAUGCUUCAUCAUUGAGCUCCUCCGUCAAGUAGGGAGGGCCGUACCUCAUAUGGAUAGGCCCCUAUUAUGUAAUACAUAUGUGAAAGCUUGUGUUAUGCAGGACCUUCUACGACUUGAGAACCAGGCACCCUACUUCGUUCUUAAGGAUUUGUUUGAAACGACAAUUGUUCCAGAGGCAACCUCGUCCUUGGCCGAUCUUAUCUUCAAUUUCUUCAUUUGCAUCCUGAAAGGACCUGGCAAUGUCAGGGAAAGACGGAUAAAUCGGAAAGGAGUGCACUUACUUGACGAAUUUCGUUUGAGCUUAAUACCUUCGGAUCAACAAGACAAUCAAGUAAACAAGAGCCCAUCUAUUCCUAUGAUCAUAUCUGCUUCCGAGUUGCGUCGAGUGGGAAUUGGAUUCAAGCAGAGGGAAGCCAACACCUUCCUGGAGAUCAAAUUUGACAGAAAACGCAGAAUUAUUGGAAUUCCGAAAAUAACAAUAGAUGACGACGACCUCAAUUGGAUCCUCCCCAAUAUGGUUGCCUUUGAACAGUGUUGUGGCUGCAGAAAUGAUAGUCAUGUAACUGCCUAUGCCAUGUUCAUGGGAAGUCUCAUUCACACGGUCGAUGAUGUACAACUUUUGCACAAAUGUAAAGUCAUCUCAAAUCAUGGCAUGAGCAAUAGGGAAUUUGCACGCUUCUUCAAUGACAUCCGUAAGGUUGCUCCUUUCGAGCUCGUUGAAGAGAGCUAUCUAGAGUCGCAAUUUGCAAUUUUAAACGAGUCUCUUAAGUGUGGACAGGCUUACCAUUGCCGGGCACAACUCCUAAAUACUUUUCAUGAUAAUCCAUGGUCGGCUCUUUCAGGCUUAGCUGUUGUAUUAACGCUUGUAGGCAUCAUUCAAACAGUGUAUGUCGUGUUGCAAUACCAUUAUCCCAAGUAG